AUGAAUGAAGAUGAUGAUAUUAUUUUAGAUGAAGACGAUGACUAUAGCGAUGAAGAAACAAGAAAGAAAAGAUUGGUGGAUUACCAAAAUUUAAAAUUUAAAUACUCUACAGAAUUUGAUUUCAAAACAAAUCAAUAUGCAACAUUUAUCAUGAAUUCACUGGAAGUCGAUAAAGAAAUUAAUUUGAACACAUUUAGAGAAUAUAAAGUUGAAGAUACAAAGUUUAAGAUAUUAUAUGCAUCAAACAGUGCCGACGAUCUGAGAAGAUCAUUGAAUUCAUUUUACGAUAUGUUGAUCAUGGUAACCAGAACAUUAAAUUCCUUCUCGUGA
This is a messenger RNA of Heterostelium album PN500, 330 nucleotides long. RefSeq names its product CTAG/PCC1 family protein. The record is from RefSeq and is a predicted model, not a curated record. Bases 1 to 330 code for a protein of 109 amino acids. NCBI's taxonomy places the organism in Eukaryota, Evosea, Eumycetozoa, Acytosteliales, Acytosteliaceae. The transcript has 3 exons. Gene Ontology annotation, cellular component: EKC/KEOPS complex.